ACCAAGCCGUCGGAUGCUGCAGAAAGCUUACUUGGGUAGUCAUGCGUUUGACAGAACAAAAAUAGGCAGAAAAUCUAACGAGAACUCGUUAAAAGCAGAUGUACAAGGCUGUUGUGAAUUUUCUAACUUCAAUAUACUUUUUAAUAAUAAGGUAUAUGGAACGCUGGUGUUCUGUGUUGAAGUAUAUAGGUAGUUAUUUUUAAAGAAUUUGCAACGAAGCGUUCGCAAUGGAAAAAUCUUCGACGGGAAAUAUUUCUUGGAGAAAAAAAGUCUCAUCUUUAGUUCGAAUUGAAAACGUCCUUUUGAGGGAAAUGUUGGCGGAGUUUCUGGGGACGUUCAUACUGCUUGUUUUUGGCAAUGGAGCGGUCGCACAAAAAGUAUUAAGCAGAGACACGUUGGGCACCACACUUUCAAUAAACUGGGCGUAUGGUUUUGGUGUCACUAUGGCAGUAUAUGUUACUGGAAAAGUUUCAGGUGCACAUAUAAACCCAGCUGUAUCGGUAGCACAAUGUGCAUUUGGGAACUUACCAUUAUACAAGCUGCCUUGUUACAUUUUCUCACAAGUCUUUGGUGGUUUUGUUUCCGGGGCGGCUGUUUAUUCAAUCUAUUAUGAGGCACUUAACGCUUUUGACGGUGGACAACGUUCUGUUUUGGGUCCAAAUGGAACCGGGGGUAUCUUCGCAACAUACCCGCAAGAUUACCUUUCCAUUAACAACGGUCUUUGGGACCAGGUCUUCGGCACUGCACUACUAGUUGGUAUUAUAUUUGCUGUUACUGACAACAAAAACAAUACAAUUGCUGAUGGUCUUACUCCUAUAAUAAUCGGCCUGCUUGUCUUUAUACUAGGUACAUCGUUCGGACUCAACUGUGGCUAUGCUAUCAACCCGGCUCGCGAUUUUGGACCGCGCUUAUUUACUUUUGCCGCUGGCUGGGGCCCGGGAGUCUUUACAGAGCCAAAUGGCAUGUCGUGGUGGUGGGUGCCUAUCGUGGGCCCUAUUAUAGGCGGGUUGACUGGAGCAAUAUUGUAUAAGUUAAUGGUUGGAACUCAUUUACCAUCGGGAAGUCAAAGUGUUAUAACCGACGAGGAAGACGACUUCGAGAUUUGUUCACACACUUCGGACAACAGAGAAAAAUUGUGUAAAGGAUUGACCAAGCUUUGAGAUUUUAUUUUUAUUUAAAGUUCAUGACAAUUGCGAGCGGUUACUUUAAAACACACAACCAUUUUGUACAAUGCAUUUAUAAACCUCAAAUAAAUUAACAGCACCCUGUUUCAGUGUCGCAUGUCGCUUUUGCCGUACGUCACUCGCUGUUUAUUGGACCGAAGAUAAGCUGCUGAAAGUCGAAGUUUUCGCCCACGAAAGUAGAAACUGUACUGUGGUGCAACGGAAUGAUUAUUUAGCUUUUUUGCAUGCAGGCCAUGGAUGUCUAAGUAAUAUACCCACCCUGUUAUUAAUCAGCAGUAAUGCCGUUUCCUCUUGUUCAAAAGUUAUAAAACCAUAAGCACUUCGUGACCCAUCUCUUAUUAUAUUGAUUUCCAAUAUUCGUCCAUACACCUUGUACAUACAAUAUGAAUUACAAGCAGCAAUUAAA
This is a messenger RNA of Ciona intestinalis (vase tunicate), 1590 nucleotides long. The record is from RefSeq and is a predicted model, not a curated record. Lineage: Eukaryota; Metazoa; Chordata; Ascidiacea; Phlebobranchia; Cionidae.